Didymodactylos carnosus is the source of this 756-nucleotide messenger RNA. NCBI's taxonomy places the organism in Eukaryota, Metazoa, Rotifera, Eurotatoria, Philodinida, Philodinidae. The record is from the annotation of a GenBank genome assembly.
UGUAGUGAGGUGGAUGUGCUUCUUGGGCGUGAAAAUGUAGUCGAUUUGGUUGUAGAUUGGUACAACAUUGCCGGUGUUUUUGUCGAGCCUUUGACCCUGCCAUGUCGUGAUGUGGCUUGCUUUGUGGCCGAACCUGGUGUUAGUCGCUAUGAGGUCAUGCGAUUCGGCGAACUCGACGAGAGCUUGCCCGUUUGGGUUGCCAGAAAAACAGUCUGUAAUGGUUUCUUUUAUCAAUUACGAUAUUUGAAAACUGGUAUAUCAUCCAAUUCCAUCGAUAUUAAUUCUUAUAGAGCGAUGAUCGAUUUGCUUCUUUUUUCUAUACAAUGUUUACAAUACAUUUCCAAAGAUGAGAAGUGGACUGAGUCGUGUUUUGUCGAUGUACUGCAGAUGAUAUCAUCGAAGGAACUAGUAGCCAUUGAUAAUCUAUUUAUUCAAGCAACCCAGACAGAAAUAUUGAAAAUUAUUUUGGACGAAUAUGGUUUAAAAACUAUAUCAUUGGCCGAAUCUUCAAAUCGUAUGUUUAAGGAUGCUCUAAAUGGUUUAAUAAAAAAACAUCGAAUCGAUGAUAUCGUAUUCAUUUAUCAACACAGUAAAAUUGUGAAAUUUCUUUUUAAUACGCCAACUAAUAUUCAAAAGAUUAUUCGUCUAAUGCUUGCAAGUCGAACGGUAAGGCAAUUAUUUGAUAUGCUCAUGGACGAAAAAUCAUUGGAAGUUUGGUUAACAAGUAAGAUAAAAGAUUUGAUAAUUUUUUGUUAA